AUUAGUAAGCCAUUUUUCAAAAAAGAAAACUAUUGAAUUAUUUAUCAGAAAAAGAUCUGCAAUAGUCAAAUACGUAUAAUGCGCCACGUGUGGUUACUUUUCAAAGAAACACGACAGACACUGAUUUGUCAGAAGAAAACAAAAUAAUGAGAAAUUCAAAAACACGAGAUACAUUGAACCUGGACACUUAGCAUGCCAAGGCCAAAACGCUUAUUAAAAGGAUCAACGACACAAUAGUGAAGUACACAAACAGAGGCAACGGAACCACCAAAUCAAGUUGUUUCCAAUAUUCAAAGAAAAUGGGAAAAGGAGGAGCUUAUCUGACGGUGGCGGCGGAAGAGGUUGAGAAGCUACGGAGGAGGAACGGAGAAUUGGAGAGAGAAAUGGAGGAGAUGAAGAAAGAGAUGAUUCAGUUGUGGAGGCGGACGGUGGUGGCGGAAGAGGCGGAGGAGAGACUCUGCUCGCAGCUGGCGGAGCUGGAGGUCGAGUCUCUAGAUCAGGCGCGUGAGUAUGAGUCUCGUAUACACUUCCUCGUGGACCAAAUCUCUCGUCUCUCUUCCUCCUCUCUCGAAGUCGUUGUUAUAAAUUCAUAGUGUCGGAGUACAUAUAUAUAUAUAUAUAUAUAUAAUAUCUGUAAAAAUGGCUAAUAAGAAUCCUAAGAUCUAUACCAGUUUUAAGUUUUUUUUUUUGGUUAGGAGGAUCCAAAACCUCUAGAGCUAGUCCGAUGUAAAAAAAAAGUAAAACAGAUCAAUACUGUAUUAAAAUUUCCAUUUUCAUUCAACAUUUAUAUACCUA
This is a messenger RNA of Brassica rapa (field mustard), 795 nucleotides long. RefSeq names its product protein RESPONSE TO LOW SULFUR 3. Lineage: Eukaryota; Viridiplantae; Streptophyta; Magnoliopsida; Brassicales; Brassicaceae. Gene Ontology annotation, biological process: cellular oxidant detoxification. The record is from RefSeq and is a predicted model, not a curated record.